GGUACCGGAGGCGGAGAGCGGAGAAGAGGCACUCAUUUACCCCACCGGAAGUAGAGGCAUUGUGGGGCGGAGGGCAGCCAGGGUUAUUUAAAAAUUAGGUAUACUUUUCAGAGAUUUCUGUUGCUUCUCCCCUGGAGCCUAGAAGUGAGCCAUGACUACAGACGCCAAGUAUACCAUCCUGCAGGAAGUGGGCCGUGGCAGCUAUGGGGUAGUGUAUGAAGCAGUUGUCAAUCAGACUGGAAAAAAGGUUGCAGUGAAACGAAUGCAUUGUAACGGACCUGAAAAUGUGGAAUUGGCUCUGCAAGAGUUCUGGGCUCUUCAGAGCAUUCAAAGCCAACAUGAAAAUGUGAUCUGGUUGAAAGAGUGUAUCUUGCAAAGUGGCCAGGUUUUCCAGCCAAUGAGCCACCACUCCAAUAAGUCAGAUGAUCAGUUGCUGCUCAUAGAGACCUGUCUCAAAGGGCGUAGAUGUAUGGAUCCCAAGUCAGCCUGUUACCUGUGGUUUGUGAUGGAGUUUUGUGACAGCGGCAACAUGAAUGAGUUCUUGCUGUCCCGAAGUCCAGAUGCCCAGCUGAACAAGAGUUUCAUGCAGCAAAUGAGCCAGGCAGUGGCUUUCCUGCAUAGAAAUCAGAUUGUGCACAGAGACCUGAAGCCAGAUAACAUUCUGAUCUCAAAUAGCUCUGGAGGGCCUGUAUUAAAGGUGAGGAUGCUGAAACCUAGAAAGUUGGAACUAUCUCCUUUCAAGGUCACACAAGUAGUAACAGAUUUUGGCCUGAGUAAAGUAUGCCAAGGGAGAGUGAAUAUUAAUCAGCACCGGUUUUCCUCUGCCUGUGGUUCAGAUUUCUAUAUGGCUCCUGAAGUGUGGGAAGGCAGCUACACCGCCAAAGCAGACAUCUUUGCCCUUGGGAUAAUUUUCUGGGCCAUGAUAGAGAGGAUUACUUUCAGGGAAGCAGAUUCUGAGAAGGAGUUGCUUGGAACUUACAUAUGCCAAGGGAAGGACAUAAUCCCGAUUGGGGAGGCAAUGCUAGAAAACCCAAGCAUGGAGCUGCAUAUUCCCUUGAAAAAAAAGAGAUCCAUUCCAAAUGAUCUCUGUAAACUUCUCCAUGACAUGUUGGCUUUUAACUCCAAGGACCGACUAAAUGCCUUCCAGCUUGAAAGUCGUAUCAAGCAGACUACCUAUGGGGAAAAGACCCAAUGUUCCAGUUCUUCAAAGUAAAGUAUAUUCAGGAGCUAUCACAGUUCAGUGGCGGGUGAGACCAUUGUCAUGUCAAACUUCAGAAGGCCCUGUAGAAGUUCUAAACAAAAACUUGUGGAAUCCUACAGAACCAGAGUGGAGCUCAUGGGAAUCUGGAAACAGCAAGAAUGGGCUUUAGCAGUUCUAUACUUAGAAAUUUCCAUGUCUUUUUCUUCUUCUUCCCUUCUCAC
Phascolarctos cinereus (koala) is the source of this 1422-nucleotide messenger RNA. The record is from RefSeq and is a predicted model, not a curated record. Lineage: Eukaryota; Metazoa; Chordata; Mammalia; Diprotodontia; Phascolarctidae.